This is a messenger RNA of Linum trigynum, 1042 nucleotides long. The record is from the annotation of a GenBank genome assembly. NCBI's taxonomy places the organism in Eukaryota, Viridiplantae, Streptophyta, Magnoliopsida, Malpighiales, Linaceae.
AUCAAAACACUAAAUGAAACACCAUCAGCGCAUCUCAAUUCCUUCCCUACUCACACAGGCCGCCCGCAACGCAGCCGCUCUUCUCCCAAACUCCCUGCUGCUGCUCGUCAACUCCCGCUGCCGGCCAGCCGCCACCCUGGCCCUGGAGGUCCAACUCUUUCUUCUUCCUGGCCUCCAUCAAGUCACCACUCAAUCCCGUCGCUGGCUCGCCGCCCAGCUCCACGCACAGGUCCCAAUUGUAGUCAUUCUCGUGCGCCCAGUUCGUCACCCAGAUCUCGUCGUCGGCUCGCCGCCCAGCUCCACGCGCAGGUUCGGACUUCGAAGGUCUCCUUCAGCCCAAUCCCGUCGCCGCCCAGUUCGUUACCCAGAUCCCGCCGCCCAGCUCCACGGAGGUCUCCUUCAGCCCAAUCCUGUCGCCGCCCAGUUCGUCACCCAAAUCUCGUCGUCGGCUCGCCGCCCAGCUCCACCUCCUUCAGCCCAAUCCCGUCGCCACAGUCAUUCUCUUCCCCACCCAGCGACGGCAAAAAAUCGGCGGCCAAAAUCAACGAGGUAGAUUUAAGAAUUCAAUUCUUUGUAUUUUGUGUCUUCUGUGUGUUUAUUGUAUAUGCAACGAGACAAUUAAACAAAGGAUUGGAUGUUUUUUCGUAUUAAGAAUGAUUGUACCUUGUUGAUUUCAUAAAUUAUUUGGUUGUUUUAGUGUUAUAAUUGAAGAAUGCAUGUUGUUUAUUAGGUGUAGAAGUAAUGCAUACAUAGGGAUGGGUAUUACUUACCCAUGGGUACCCGAAACCCGCGAGUAUGGGGAUGGGUUUGCAAAUCCUCCACUCGCAUGGAUAUGGGGCGGGGAUGGGUAUGGGUAUAUGGAAAUGGGGAUGGUUUAGGCAAACCCGCCCCAUUGCCAUCCUACCAAGUAGCGAGCCCAGUUUAAAUGGGUCAGUCCAGAAUAACAAGAAGAUCCAUAUCGAAAAAGGAAAAUGCAAAAGAACGGCAAGCCUGACUUUUAUUUUUAUCCCCGAUGGCUAGCAAAUGAAAUUUUAUCGCCAAC